CUGUUUUCAAAGUUUUUCAAUUUCUUUUUUAGUCAUCCAUGUGUUUGCUAUGUAGCGGCAAGUUACAAGAUAUAAAUCUGCACUAGUAUUGUUCAGAAUGUCAUAUUGACAAAAGCUGAAAUGCAAGAAUGAGCAUUUUUGGUUAAGAAGCUGAAAAAAAGCUUUUCAAACCCAUUUGCGCAAUGGGUCAGCGGCUCAGUGAGGAGACGGACGAUAAGGAAAUCGAUGUUGCUGAACUACAGGAGUGGUAUAAAAAGUUUGUGGUGGAAUGCCCAAGUGGAACCCUUUUCAAACAUGAGUUCAAGAGCUUCUUUGGCGUGACCGACAAUCAGGAAGCGGCAGACUACAUUGAGAAUAUGUUCCGUGCUUUUGAUAAAAAUGGGGACAACACUAUUGAUUUUCUGGAAUAUGUUGCAGCAUUGAACUUGGUAUUGCGAGGGAAGCUGGAGCACAAACUCAAAUGGACUUUCAAAAUGUAUGAUAAAGAUGGGAGCGGAUGCAUUGACAAGACAGAGCUAAAGGAGAUUGUGGAGUCAAUCUACCGAAUGAAGAAAGCCUGCCACGGGGAGCUGGAUGAAGAGUGUCACCUACUUACCCCAGACCAGGUGGUGGACCGAAUAUUUGAACUGGUGGAUGAGAAUGGAGACGGGGAACUGUCACUGGAUGAGUUCGUUGAUGGUGCACGACGUGAUAAGUGGGUCAUGAAGAUGCUGCAGAUGGAUGUGAACCCAGGAGACUGGAUCAAUGAGCAGCGAAGAAGGAGCGCCAAUUUCUAAAGUAGUGAAUCCAAAAUCCAAAUGCCUCCUUGGCCAAGAUUCAACACAGUCUGUUCGCUCUUUACAACGUACCAUAAACACUAUUAGGUCUGUAAAGAAAGACGCAGUGAGACAACCUUUUCCCGAAGCAAAAGUCGACCUUUUAAAUGGCACAGGGAUAUGCACAAGGGAAAUGCCAAAUGUCUGGUUGUUUUUUUCUUCUUCACAUUUGCUCAGCAUUUCUAUUCAUCUGUAAUGCUUUAAAUGUAACAUUCUGUAUAAAAUUUAAAAUUUUGUGUUUAAAAUGUAUAUGUAUUGUCUAUUAAGUUUUUCUUGGCUUGGGUUGAGGAUGGCCAUUAAUGUAACACAAAUUAGACAUAUUUUAAUUUUAAUGUAAGUUUCAUUU
Molecule: messenger RNA, 1161 nt
Organism: Clarias gariepinus (North African catfish)
Lineage: Eukaryota; Metazoa; Chordata; Actinopteri; Siluriformes; Clariidae
Gene: guca1b
Product: guanylate cyclase activator 1B
Exons: 4
Coding region: 183-776 (197 amino acids)
Biological process (GO): visual perception
Cellular component (GO): cone photoreceptor outer segment; photoreceptor inner segment
Molecular function (GO): calcium sensitive guanylate cyclase activator activity; calcium ion binding
Source: RefSeq, a predicted model, not a curated record